Messenger RNA from Dioscorea cayenensis subsp. rotundata (Guinea yam), 1197 nucleotides. RefSeq names its product UPF0481 protein At3g47200-like. The coding region runs from base 130 to 1128 and encodes 332 amino acids. NCBI's taxonomy places the organism in Eukaryota, Viridiplantae, Streptophyta, Magnoliopsida, Dioscoreales, Dioscoreaceae. The transcript has a single exon. The record is from RefSeq and is a predicted model, not a curated record.
UCCGUGCUCAUGAGCCCUUAGCUCGGAAACUAUACUCUGAAAAGCUUGAGCUUGAGCCUGAUGCCUUUGUUGAAAUGUUGGUGCUUGAUGGUUGUUUUAUACUUGAGCUUAUCACGAAGAUGGUAAAGAAUGAAGAAAUCUUUGAUGAGAACUGGAAAGUUGCCUCUCAUUAGGAGUGAUUUACUCCUGCUGGAAAAUCAAAUCCCCUUCUUCAUCCUUCAGGCCUUGUUUGACUCCACUGUCAUCCCGGGGAUCUCUUUAGAGAAUAAGGAUGAGAGGCCACUGAUAACUCUGCCUGAUCUAGUUUUCAUUUACAUCACCAAUGCAAGAAAGGACACCGCACCAAAUAUUGAAAUACAUCAUUUGCUUCAUCUGUUCCAUAUAUCUCUCAUGCCCAAUACUGGGCCAAAAGAACCAAAGCCAUUCUCUUACCUUGCUCUUUUACUCUAUCUUUUUAUGAUGUUUAAAAGAUUCAUCUCUUAUGUGUUCAUUGGCUUACUGUCACUGAUCCUCUGUUGCUUUCGGCGUUCAAGACCUCUGGCAGUAAAGAAGAAAAGCCAGAGGGCACCGAGAACAAUACCCAGUGUCACUGAGCUGCAAGAAGCGGGUAUCAUGUUCAAGAGAAGAGAGGAUGCUAUAUGUUACUUGGAUGUGAAGUUCGAAAACAGCAUUAUGGAGAUCCCCCAGCUCAGUAUACAAGCAACCACAAUAUCAGAGUUUCGCAACCUCAUAGCUUUUGAGCAAUGCUGCCCGGGUUCUGGAAGCCACUUCACUAGUUAUGCCAUUUUCAUGGACAACCUCAUUAACACUCAUAUUGACGUUGCUGUUCUCCAGGACUGUGGCAUUAUUGAGAGCAAACUGGGGAGUUACAAGGAUGUGGCAAUUUUCUUCAAUCAAUUAUGCAAGGGUGGGUACUUAGAGUAUGAAAAGCAUUAUCUAGUGCAAGUGUUUAAGGAUGUGAGAAAUUUCUGCUCAUCUGAUCGCCAUAGAUGGAGAGCAAUGCUGGUACAUGAUUAUUUCAGCAAUCCCUGGGCAAUUAUCUCUUUUAUAGCAGCAGUUGUGCUCCUUGGCCUCACAAUUGUUCAGACUGUAUUUUCCAUACUGGCAUAUGUUCACCCUCCUAAUUAAAUCUUUUAGUCUUGUCUGUUUGUGAUUUCUGUUAAAAAAUUUGCUUCUUCUACUUUUCAAUUCUUAUGA